UCCUCCGGGCGCCUAGAGCGGCCGGCGCCAUAGAGACGCUGCAGUCCUCCGGGCGCCUAGAGGGACCGGAAGUGGGUUUAAAACUCCGGCCGGAUGUAGGCAAACGGAGGGGAAAUCAUGAAGCCGGCGGUGGACGAAAUGUUCCCCGAAGGCGCUGGGCCUUAUGUCGACCUGGACGAGGCUGGAGGAAGCACAGGUCUGUUGAUGGAUUUGGCAGCAAACGAAAAAGCAGUGCAUGCAGACUUCUUUAACAAUUUUGAAGAUAUGUUUGAUGACGAUGAUAUCCAGUGAAAAUGAUAUUCCAGCUAUGCAGUGUGGAGUACUUAAGAUUUUUUGUAGAAGCUGAUUGGAAACCAAAGGAAAAUGGGAAUAUUGACUCCAAGACAUGAAAGAGCAGCAUGAAGUGGCUGAUGAUGCAUGGAGAGCCGAACUGUGGAGUUAUUACUCGCUAGGAGAUAGGGAGUUGUGCUGUUUUUAAGCCUUGCUUCAAUAAAAAGUGAACAAAAUGCAUCAAAACA
Messenger RNA from Sceloporus undulatus (fence lizard), 518 nucleotides. RefSeq names its product COP9 signalosome complex subunit 9-like. Lineage: Eukaryota; Metazoa; Chordata; Lepidosauria; Squamata; Phrynosomatidae. The record is from RefSeq and is a predicted model, not a curated record. Gene Ontology annotation, biological process: negative regulation of protein neddylation.